AUGGGCUUCACCAUGCGGAUGGCCCUGACGGCCUCGACUCUCUUUCUAGCGGCAGCAGCGGAUAGUCAAUAUGUCGCCUGCUAUGAUAACAAUGAGGGCCUCACCAACGAGACCUCGUAUAAUUACCAAAGCCAAGGAUGGUGCCAAACCUACUGCAUGAAAACGAACGCUGCAGUGUUCGCCAUGACAGGCGGAUCCGACUGCUUGUGUGGAGAUGAACUGCCUCCCGAGUCAGGAAAAGUUUCGGACAGCAGGUGCAACACCAAGUGUGAUGGCUGGCCUUCCGUUAUGUGUGGCGGCCCCGGCGUCUGGUCUGUUUGGCUGACGGGCCUCGAGAGUCACGUCCCUAGCGAAGGCGCAACAACCACAAAAUCCGGUAGCUCGACCCAGGAAACCGACCAAUCUGCGACCUCCUCUUCACAACCGGAGGAGGUGACUGUGACACAAUCAGCCCCCGCACAAACGGACGGUCCAACCAACAGCUCAAGCAGCCACAACACAGCGGCCAUCGCGGCCGGGGUGGUAGUUGGUGUGGUUGGACUUGCCGCGCUUAUCGGCGCAGCAUUCUUCUUCUACCGCCACAAGAAAAACAAGGAGGAAGCUGAAUUCGGCAACGGCAUAGGCGACUAUGAUACUCGGGCGCCGCCCAUGACUGAUUCUCGCUUUGACGGAACCUCUAUGGCGCAACGCCGCCAAAGCAAUGGCAGCAUCGAUGAGAACCAUGACUUCUCUCGCCGGAUCUUGCAGGUUUCCAACCCUGACCACUACUAG
Molecule: messenger RNA, 771 nt
Organism: Penicillium riverlandense
Lineage: Eukaryota; Fungi; Ascomycota; Eurotiomycetes; Eurotiales; Aspergillaceae
Exons: 2
Coding region: 1-771 (256 amino acids)
Source: RefSeq, a predicted model, not a curated record